This is a messenger RNA of Helianthus annuus (common sunflower), 594 nucleotides long. Its product is annotated as protein RADIALIS-like 5. The record is from RefSeq and is a predicted model, not a curated record. The transcript has 2 exons. Lineage: Eukaryota; Viridiplantae; Streptophyta; Magnoliopsida; Asterales; Asteraceae. Bases 89 to 346 code for a protein of 85 amino acids. Gene Ontology annotation, molecular function: DNA-binding transcription factor activity.
CAUCCCCUUUACCUCAGUCUUCUUCUUAGCCGGAGACACUUUUUUUACCCGUAAUUUGAUAUCAGAUUUUUUACUUUAGUUUUCUAUAAUGGCAUCAUGGACACCGCGACAAAACAAGCAAUUUGAAGACGCUCUAGCGUAUUACAACAAGGACAGUCCUGACAGGUGGCAUAACAUUGCUAAGGCUGUAGGUGGAAAAUCGGUCGAAGAGGUGAAGAGACAUUAUGAUAUCCUUGUAAGGGAUAUCAUGCGAAUUGAAGCGGAUCAAGUGCCUUUACCUAAUUAUCGGGAUAUUGGAAGAAACGGCCGGGGAUAUGAAAAUGAUCAGAGGCUUCUAAGAAUCUAAAGCUACAAUGAUGCUAUGGGAAGAUAUUACACUAAUAACAAGGUUCAUGAAGGGAUAGCAAAAGGGUUAUAGGAAGAAAUUAAGAGGUGGAAUAUCAUAUGUGCUUGUGUGCAUUAUUAUAAUUAUGUUCCCCAUUUAGUCAUGUUUGCAAUUUAACUCAAACUGGAGGUUAAAUUUGCAGGAAAUAAGUGGCAUGUAUUAUGUUAUAGUCUCAAGUUUGAGAAUGUAUAAAAUUGUGUGGUUUCAUC